Molecule: messenger RNA, 1740 nt
Organism: Moneuplotes crassus
Lineage: Eukaryota; Ciliophora; Spirotrichea; Euplotida; Euplotidae
Source: the annotation of a GenBank genome assembly
GUAUCCUAUUUAUUUUUGUAUAGGCUACUGUCAUCUUAUCCUGGUUCUGGUUCCUAGUGCAUGGCAAUCAAAUCUCGUAGCUUGGAUGCUUGGGUUUUUGUACUAUCUGACAAAAAUUGUCGAAAAAAGAGGAGAAAUCCCUACAGAUUUCUGGAUUGCAAUGGUGCCUGCUUUCUUUUAUUAUGUUGGCACUUCUUACAUCAUGAACGAGAAGCUGAGAGAGCUCUAUGGUAUUCUCUUGAAAAUCAAGGCUACAAGGAACGAAGCAACGAGCAUUUUGGAGACUUUUCCGUAUGCUUUCAUGAUUCAUCCUGCUGAUUCUGAGAUCGAUGCAGAUAAUUGUUUCUUCACUAAUGAAGAAUUCAAUGAAAAGAUAUUUGAUUUCAAGAAUAGUUCGACUGAAAUUAGCAACAUUAGUGUAGAAUUUGACCAGACCACUCCGGAUGGGGAAGUUAAAGUCAAAUGUGACCUCAAGGAAUACCUUGACCAAGUGCACAAGAGGAUGACGAAUCUCGAUAUUUUUGAGCAGAGCAGCGUCAGAAUUUAUAGAGGAAAUGCAUGUGCACAUGACAAGCUUAAAGAAGACCAAGUUUAUACCAUCAAGAGUAUUGAAGUGAAGUGGAGAGGACAAUGUUGUUUCAUGGAUGUGUUCAUAAGCGGGUCUGACACUGCACGGCUCAAUCAAGCUCAAAACAAUAUUAAAAACCAGAAAGCCAUGUUUGACAGAAUUAGUAAUGAAUUUAAAGCUUCUCUUGGCUCUAUUAUGAGCUCUAUAAAAACUGUUGAGCAUAACAUGAAAGAAGUUGUGGAUUUUAUAGCAAGUCGCCACCAACCAAAUAAAGAUUUCAAAGACAGUCUUAGACAUCAUUCAAAAGAGAUAUUUGGGCAGUUGAAAGCAGUAAGGAGUCAUUCGCAGCUCCUCGAGUCUUUGGCUAAGGAUAGUGUUGAUAUUCCAAAGAUCGAAGCCAACACUUUCAAUCCAUGAAUGGGAAAUCUUGACCUUAAUGAUUUGGUAAAUCAAGUUCAUGACAUUUGUACUUACCAAUGCAAGCAAAGGGACUUGGAGUUUACUAUGCAGAUGCAGGAAUGUCUUGAGAAUUUGACGAUUACUAGCGAUAGAAAUAUCAUAAUGCAAGCAAUUCUGAAUCUAUUUGUGAAUAGUCUUCAACAUAUGGAUAAAGGCAGCAUUCAUAUUUCGUUCAAGGCGAAGCAAGCAACAGACCACAACUAUAUACAAUUCACAAUCACAGACACUGGAACUGGAAUAGACCAGGAAGACCAGGAAAAGUUGCAAGAGAUGCUCGAGAUAGAUGAAGUAUUCAAAGCUUAUGACAUCAACGAGAGAGAGAUUGGGCUUGUGAUUGCCAAGAAAUACAUUAACCAACUGCAAGGCAAGAUAAAGUUUACUUCCCUUAAGAGAGGAACAACUGUGAGGUUUAUUAUUCCAGCUAAUUCAAAGUCUAAAAUUCCAAUAAUCAAAGGAAAAUACAAAGCAAGCUGUUCCAACCUAGUUAUCAAAGGAUUUGUCGGAAAGGAUGAGAACUACUGGCCAAUCUCAGACGAACCACAGGAGCUUGAAAUAGAAGAUAGAAAGCAUUUUAAUGAGCUAAUGAUAGGCCAGGAUGAUUUCAAUGAAAUGCUGAUAAAAGAUAUCUCUGAGGAUAUCUCAUUAAGCGGGAUGAGAGAAAUCAAACUUCUCACCUCCAUCAACACGAGCGCUAUGAACUAAUCACCAUAUUA